CCAGCCAAUGGCGUAGCUCCGUUGCCCGUUUCUUCCUGAUUCCGUCCACUUAUCAUUGAGCCCGAAACGUCACAAGCGCCUUCUCCGCUUGCCCGCACGAGAGAGAGACAGCACUGCCCUUGCACACAGUUAGGCCCGGAAAAGAUCCAGAACCAUGUCCAUCCUGAAGAUUCACGCUCGUGAGAUUUUUGACUCUCGUGGCAACCCCACUGUGGAGGUUGAUCUGUACACCAAGAAAGGUCUUUUCAGAGCUGCAGUGCCUAGCGGUGCCUCCACAGGCAUCUAUGAGGCUCUGGAGCUCCGUGACAAUGACAAAACCCGCUAUAUGGGCAAAGGUGUCUCAAAAGCUGUAGAGAAUAUCAAUAAAACAAUUGCACCUGCACUGGUUAGCAAGGAUGUGAGCGUUAUUGAGCAGGGCAAGAUCGACCAGUUGAUGCUGGACAUGGAUGGCACAGAAAACAAAUCUAAGUUUGGUGCAAAUGCCAUCCUGGGCGUCUCCCUGGCUGUGUGCAAGGCUGGUGCAGCAGAGAAGGGUGUUCCCCUCUACCGCCACAUCGCUGACCUGGCUGGCAACCCUGAAGUCAUCCUUCCUGUCCCUGCUUUCAACGUCAUCAACGGCGGCUCCCAUGCAGGCAACAAGCUGGCCAUGCAGGAGUUCAUGAUCCUGCCUGUAGGAGCCAGCACCUUUAAGGAGGCCAUGCGUAUUGGUGCUGAGGUCUACCACAACCUGAAGAAUGUCAUCAAGGAGAAAUAUGGCAAGGACGCCACUAAUGUAGGAGAUGAGGGAGGCUUUGCCCCCAACAUCCUGGAGAACAAGGAAGCUCUGGAGCUGCUGAAGAAUGCCAUCGCAAAGGCCGGCUACACCGAUAAGAUUGUUAUUGGCAUGGAUGUGGCUGCCUCUGAGUUCUACAAGGGUGGCAAGUACGACCUGGACUUCAAGUCCCCUGAUGACCCCAGCCGCUACAUCUCCCCUGACCAGCUGGCUGACCUCUACAGAAGCUUUGUCAAAGAUUACCCCGUGGUGUCCAUUGAGGACCCCUUUGACCAGGAUGACUGGGAGGCGUGGACCAAAUUCACAGCCAGCACCAGCAUCCAGGUGGUGGGCGAUGACCUCACAGUCACCAACCCCAAACGCAUCGCCAAGGGCGUGGCUGAAAAGUCCUGCAACUGCCUGCUGCUUAAAGUCAACCAGAUCGGCUCCGUCACAGAGUCCCUGCAGGCCUGCAAGAUGGCCCAGAGCAACGGCUGGGGCGUGAUGGUCAGCCAUCGCUCUGGAGAGACAGAGGACACCUUCAUCGCUGACCUGGUGGUCGGUCUCUGCACCGGACAGAUCAAGACAGGUGCACCUUGCCGAUCUGAGCGCUUGGCCAAGUACAACCAGCUGCUCAGGAUUGAAGAGGAGCUCGGCGACAAGGCCCGUUUCGCCGGCCAGAACUUCAGGCACCCCAUCUGAGCUGGUCCACCUCCUUGGGCCUCUGUGUGUUCACUGCUCAUAAAUAAUCUCCACACAUAUAUUAUACGCCACACUAGGUUGCCUUCCCUGUCUGGAGAAAGAGAUGGAGAGAUUACUGCUGAAAUCCAAGGUCCAAGUCUGUGGUCUGUGGGGUGGAGAAGCCACAGUACGUCCUAGUACAACCACAGCUCAGCUCAUCCUCAAACUAUGCUUAAGCUCCUGAAUAGUGUUGGUCCCUAUCUUUUGUCCGUGUAACUGUGUGAGAGUUUUGUUUAGCUUCUUGUGAGUUUUAGCGAUUUUUGGUCUUCCACUGAGUAUUUGAGCUACUGUAACUGUAGUACGGCUCUGCCUCAAGCAGUAGGGACAGUACUGUAUGUGCAAUGUGUCUCAUAUGACAAGGUCUUGUGUUGCUGUAAGUGUUGGCAAAAAUAAACAUGGUUUGAAACAUU
Molecule: messenger RNA, 1902 nt
Organism: Perca flavescens (yellow perch)
Lineage: Eukaryota; Metazoa; Chordata; Actinopteri; Perciformes; Percidae
Gene: eno1a
Product: enolase 1a, (alpha)
Exons: 12
Coding region: 155-1453 (432 amino acids)
Biological process (GO): glycolytic process
Cellular component (GO): phosphopyruvate hydratase complex
Molecular function (GO): phosphopyruvate hydratase activity; magnesium ion binding
Source: RefSeq, a predicted model, not a curated record